AAGUGGGGGAUGCUCAUGCUGCUGGGGUUCUGAGGUAAAGGAACAGAAAAAGUAAAAGAGUUAGUAGCAGUGAAAGCUCCAAACCGUACAAGCUUCUCAGGAGGGGGCCAGACACCCAACUCUUUUAACAAGUCUUGAAUAUUCAUUACUGGAAACGUAUAUAUAUGUACAUAUAUGUAUUAAAUAAUAAUUCCUUAUUUUGUUUUUACAGUUCUGUUUAAUUUUUAAUCCACCCUCCCCACAACAGCACUCCCUUAAGUUUAUGGAUUUCCGUAGAGUUGUCAGAGACAAGAGCUGCUACAGAGGCAGCUCAGCUGCAGGACCAGAAGCAGCAGAGAGGUGCAGUCAUAAUACGUGCAGCUCUCUCUCUCUCUUCUCUCUCUCUCUCUCUCUCUCUCUCUCUCUCUCUCUCUCUCUCUCUCUUUUCCAGCACUGUAAUCAGAACCAUUAGUUUUAUCCGUGUACAGAAGAUUCUGCAGGCCAAUGGUCCCUGAAAUAAAUAUACCUACUCUACUCCUUCCACCCAUACUCUCCUUUCACUGCUUUCUCAUUUUGUGUUAAUUGUCUUUUCAACUUUCUAUUUUCUUUUCCUCUCGAGUGAUGAGCGCAAGAAACAGAUUUCCCUUCACUGCAUCUCAAUGGCAAGAGCUUGAGCACCAAGCUCUAAUCUUCAAGUACAUGGUCUCCGGUAUCCCCAUCCCUCCUGAUCUCCUUUUCGCCAUCAAAAGAAGCUGCAUCGACUCUCCUCUCUCCUCUCGCCACAUUGGGUGGAACUGUUUUCCAAUGGGUUUGGGUAGGAAAAUUGACCCAGAACCAGGAAGAUGCAGGAGAACAGAUGGGAAGAAAUGGAGAUGCUCCAAAGAGGCCUACCCAGAUUCUAAGUACUGUGAAAGACACAUGCACAGAGGCAAAAAUCGUUCAAGAAAGCCUGUGGAAGUAACUACUACAACGACAACAUCGACACAAACCAUCUCUUCCAUCGCCAAAACUCCAUCAUCAUUCGCUCCAUCUUCUCAUUCGCUCUCUUCCAUUUCCUCCUCCGAAACAACCCACCACCACCAUCUUCAAUAUCCUUAUAACCACCAUCCUUUCUUAUAUUCACAUACAUCUUCUUCAAGGUCUGCUGGGAUUGCUUUGCCACCUCAAGAUAACACGGCCCAUUUGUUUUUGGAGUCUGCUUCUUAUUCACAGGCUGACACUGAUUACAGAAGAAGCAGGUAUGGUUAUGGGGGUAAGGAGGAUGAGCAUGCUUUCUUCUCACAGCCUUCUGGGACAAUGAGGAGCUUUUCUGGUUCAUCAACUGAUGAUUCAUGGCAACUUACCCCGCUGACAAUGAGCUCCACUUCUUGUUCCAAGCAAAGGAGCUACUCUGGUUUACAGAAUGACUAUACGUACUUGCAGCUGGCAGAUCACACCCCAAAACAACACAAGCAUUGCUAUGUCUUGGGUGCUGAUAUCAAAUGUGAAAUGCCCGUCAAGUUUGAGAAACAAGAAGAGGAGGAAGAAGAAGUGCAAGAACCCCACAAGACGGUUCACAGGUUCUUCGAUGAAUGGCCGCCAAAUAAUAGAGAGUCAUGGGGUGAUUUGGAUGACAAAUCAUCAAACGCUGCAUCUAUUUCAACAACCCAGCUGUCCAUUUCCAUCCCCUCCUCUCUAUAUGAAUUCCCCAUUUUCAGUUCUAGACCCCAAAAUGAUGGGUGAGUCUCACUUGCCACACUCUGGUGGGUUGCUGUACUUAUUGCCAAACAUGUACUUGCAUGGUGGGGUUAAUGCUGUGGCAUGCCAAGUCUUGAAUGACUGUUAUCAAUGUCUUGUUUCUUUUUCUCUUUUGUUGUCUUUUGGCUUUCAUAGCAAAAUGUGCUCAUAUUGCAUUAGCAGUACUGAUGAAUGAAGGAUCCAAUGCCUUUUACUUCAAGACUAGCUGGAUUUUCUGAUUCAUGAAAGAGAACCCGGAUUCAAUUCAUUCCCACCACCAAUAUAUUAUAUAAUACAAUGAUAUUAGUAGGAGUGAUGCUGUUGUGGGUUUUUUUUAUGGUUUUUUUGCUUUGAAUUUGCAGAUUGUAAAAGUAUUAUGGCUGAGUUGAGGGACCCAGUGUUUCCUAGAUUUGCUAAUUUGUCA
Carica papaya (papaya) is the source of this 2119-nucleotide messenger RNA. RefSeq names its product growth-regulating factor 6 (gene GRF6). Gene Ontology annotation, biological process: regulation of DNA-templated transcription; developmental process; DNA-templated transcription. NCBI's taxonomy places the organism in Eukaryota, Viridiplantae, Streptophyta, Magnoliopsida, Brassicales, Caricaceae. The record is from RefSeq and is a predicted model, not a curated record. Gene Ontology annotation, molecular function: ATP binding. Gene Ontology annotation, cellular component: nucleus.